Diversispora eburnea is the source of this 381-nucleotide messenger RNA. Lineage: Eukaryota; Fungi; Glomeromycota; Glomeromycetes; Diversisporales; Diversisporaceae. The record is from the annotation of a GenBank genome assembly.
AUGUCUAUCUCACAAGAUACUACGCGCAUCAUUUAUAAAGUACCAAAUAGUCGUGAAGAAUUUUUUGUGUUUGGUUAUCCUGAAGCAAUCAAAAAAUGGCGUAAAGACAAAACCAUUUCUAUGACUGAAUCUUAUGAUGUCUUUGAAACUGUGACGGGAGGAAAUGAAGGUAUGGCUGGUCGUCCAUCAAAAUGGAAACUUGAAAAUGCAUUUGGUACUUCAGUAAUUGAAGAUGUUAUACGUAUAAUUCUGGAAGAAGGCAAUUUUCAUCGUGAUCAUAAAGGUCAUGAUAGACAUGCUUCGAAGGAUAGAACUAUGAUCAACGAAACUCGUGGUAAAGGAGUUGCGACUACCGAAGGUUCUUGUGGAAUCCAUAAUUAA